UCUUUCUCCAUCCCCUCUUCAGCUACUCAGCCAAUUUUUCUUCUUCUUCAUCUUCUUCCCGAACGAAAAGCCAGAAGCUUCAGUCACUGGAGAAUUUCACAAUGAUUUCUGGAGUAAGCGGCGUCGCUUGGAUGGACGAAAACAGAGAAGGAGGCGACUCUACUGCUCCAUCUUCAUGGGCUAACGUGAACGCCAACAUCAGCAUCGACACGAACCAAAACCAGAGCCAUUCUGGUUUUGUCCAGAACAAGGACGAGAUGGGUUCUCUAUGUGCUCUCAAACCCAUGCUUGAAAUCGAUGACGAUUGGUACAUCGCGAACAAUGGUAUCCAAAAUCAACCAGAAAUUAUCAGAGACAUCACUUUCUCUCCCAACUUCGCUGACCAAGAUAGUUUAUUGCUGAACCCAGUAGAUUCCUCAUCUUCGUGUUCCCCAUCUACUACCGUUUUCAACAAUCUCGACCCAUCUCAGGUUCCGUACUUUCUUCCUCCGAAACCCACCUUAUCAUCUCUUCUCAAUGUCAUCCCUAGUAACAACCCUUUAGACCAUGGUUUUGAUGCGGGUUGCGAUGUCGGGUUUCUUGAGCCUCAAGCUUCCAGCUCUAGCCUUCUGCGAGGCUUCACCGAUUUCGGCUCAAAUAACAACCAGAUAAGCCUUCCUAAUUUAUGCUCAGAUCCACAAGUCCCAAUGUCAGAUAUAUCGCAGAUAACCGAAAUCGGUUUUUCGGGUUUUCGGGGUUUCGAGGAAGGUCAUGGAAAACCGCUCUUCCUAAAUAGACCCAAGAUUUUGAGACCCCUUGAAUCAUUACCUCCUUCCGGAGCACAACCCACUCUGUUUCAGAAGAGAGUGGCUUUUCGAAAGAAGCUAGCGAAUAACGAUUCAGAGAGAGACGGAGGAAAGAGUGAAAUUGGAGAGGGGAAUGAGAAGAAGAGGAAGAUGGGUAGUUGGGAAGAAAUAGAAGACGCUAGCCUUGAUGGGUCUGGGUUGAAUUACGACUCCGAUGAGUUGACUGAGAAUACGAGGACGGAUGAGAACGGCAAGAACGGAGGAAGCAGUUCGAAUGUGAACAGUGCGGUGACUGGUGGUGAUGGUGGCGAUAAGAAGGGGAAGAAGAAGGGAAUGCCUGCGAAGAAUUUGAUGGCUGAACGACGUCGUCGGAAGAAGCUCAAUGACAGACUGUAUAUGUUGAGGUCCGUGGUUCCAAAGAUUAGCAAAAUGGACAGGGCUUCAAUCCUUGGGGAUGCGAUUGAGUACCUGAAAGAACUUAUACAAAAGAUCAGUGCCAUCAAUAACGAAUUGGAGUCAACUCCUUCUGGCUCUUCGCUAAGUACUCCUGCCCCCAGCUUUCAUCCUCUGACACCUACUCCGCCUGCAUUACCCAGCCGUAUAAAGGAUGAACUUUGCCCUAGCUCAUUGCCAAGCCCUAAUGGCCAACCUGCAAGGAUUGAGGUUCGGAUGCGCGAAGGAAAAGCUGUAAAUAUUCACAUGUUUUGUGGUCGCAAGCCUGGCCUCUUGCUUUCAACCAUGAAGGCUUUGGACAGCAUUGGGUUAGACAUCCAUCAAGCUGUUAUUAGCUGUUUUAAUGGAUUUGCCAUGGAUAUCUUUCGAGCUGAGCAAUGGAAGGAAGCUGAAGACCUUCUUCAUCCGGAGCAAAUCAAAGCAGUACUGUUGGAGUCAGCUGGCUACCAUGGCGGGAUCUAGGUCAUCUGGGCAAAGAUACAAACUUUUAGUUGAAAAUUUCCUUUCCUUUUCUCCUUUCUCCUUUUUCUUUCUUUUUUUUUUUUAAGAUUAACACCCCCUCCCCGAGUUAGGUUUUUUUUCCCUGGGCAUCAAGUUGCAAUUUCGACUCAGAUACUUGUUAGUUUUUUCUCGCUUCGAAUACAAAUAAACUAUGAAUGGUAUGUAGUCGCAUGUGUUUUAAUUGAAGAAAGAUUUUCAUGUUAUGGAACCAA
Messenger RNA from Neltuma alba, 1951 nucleotides. RefSeq names its product transcription factor ICE1. The transcript has 4 exons. Gene Ontology annotation, molecular function: protein dimerization activity; sequence-specific DNA binding; DNA-binding transcription factor activity. Bases 102 to 1700 code for a protein of 532 amino acids. The record is from RefSeq and is a predicted model, not a curated record. Gene Ontology annotation, cellular component: nucleus. Gene Ontology annotation, biological process: regulation of DNA-templated transcription. Lineage: Eukaryota; Viridiplantae; Streptophyta; Magnoliopsida; Fabales; Fabaceae.